AUGGAGAAAAAAGGCCGGCAUAGAGAAGUUCCAGCAUAUGAGGCAGGAGACAUGAUUCUAAGAGAAGACACCUCAAUUGACCAAAAGCUGUUAAAAGAAGUGAAAAUACAGCAGACCAUAGUAGUAGUAGACAGCCCAUGCAAGGGAUACCUGGAAGAAGUGAAAAAAGAGAUUACAGACUUAUUUCCAACGGACACGUUCACUUUAAUUGACGAAAAUGCAAAAACAGAAGUGUCUGACAAAGGAAUAGACGGCAUAAUACUCUGCACAUACAAUGCGUAUGUGAGCAAGGACGCUCUUUCAAAAGGAAAGGAGUACUUCAUAUUCGUAAAUAUAAGAAGAUCAAUUGACAAGAAAGAGAUUAUAUCACAGAACGAGAAGAGGGGAACACAUUACUACUUUGUAAGCAAUGUAUACAAAAUAGAAAGUACACAGGAGCUAGCCAGGGCUGGGAUAAAAAGAACACUCCCAAUUAAGAAUGGAUUUGGCCUGGGAAGAAGCCCAGUCGCAUUCACUCGCAGGCACGAAACAAUAUAUGCAGGCGCUCCCCACCUAAAAAGAAAUGCAUUUAUCAUUGCGCUAGAAAGAAACAUCACAGUUCCCUGCGUAAUAACCACAGAAACAGAGAAAGAAAUUGAAGAGGUGGUAGAGUCUAUUGAGAGAGUGGAAAGCCUGGUUUCCCGACACACAACAGAACUGAGUGAGUAUUUAGAGCGUAAGAAGUGGAUAUACAUUCUAACGCAUGGCGACCUAUGCAAAAGAAUAAAGGAAGGGCAUCUGCUAGAGCUCAAAAAGAUAACAAAGUCAUCAAUGGCGUAUUCUGCCACAGACAAAACAAUCUAUCUAAUGACCCACCACCAAAUCACACAGAGCGUAUUUACAAUGAUGACAACUAAAGACAGAGGUAAAAUAAAAAAGAUUGUAGAAAUAUUGCCGAGGUAUGGGAUAAUACUUGAAGAAAGCGCAGAAGAGUUAAAAAAGACAUUUGAGAUGGAAAAAGAGAAGAGGGCAGCUGAAGCAGUAGAGAGCAGCGACAGUUCAUAAGAAAUUACUAAUUAAUGAACAGCAAAGAAUAAAGAAAAGAUGAG
Molecule: messenger RNA, 1088 nt
Organism: Nematocida parisii ERTm1
Lineage: Eukaryota; Fungi; Microsporidia
Exons: 1
Coding region: 1-1044 (347 amino acids)
Source: RefSeq, a predicted model, not a curated record